This is a messenger RNA of Chrysemys picta bellii (western painted turtle), 9832 nucleotides long. Lineage: Eukaryota; Metazoa; Chordata; Testudines; Emydidae. The record is from RefSeq and is a predicted model, not a curated record.
GUGUUCGGGGGAGGGCACCGGGAGGUCAAAGGUGAAGGGUCGCCAAGAUGGCUGCUCCCGCGCAGCUUGUGCAGCUGCGGUAGAGCAGCGACUGGCGUUGCCGGCCUAGCAGGGGGCGUAUCGGGCUCUGCUGGGACAAUGGCCCCGGCUCCGCUGCUCCUCACUGGGAGCCGGGGCUGGCCGAGGCUCGUGGGGCCCCAGACGGAGCUGCUGGUGCAGGGGCUUCAGGGGUCUCGGAGGGGGCUGUUGGGGUCCCAGGCAGGUCAGAGGGGGCUGCAGGUGCAAGGUCUCUCCAGAGGCUUUGCCAAGGUAGCCAAGACCAGGAGCAGCAGAGAAGUGAAAGAAGCUGAGGACUCUGCCCCCGUUUUUCAGUAUGUGGGGGAGAGGUCCAAGAGGAAGGACAGGGUGUUUGUCUGGGGUUUCUGUCAUGCUGGGGCCCUGGGGAUCCCCAGCUUCGUUAAGCCUGAUGCAAGCUGGAAAAAGCGCCGGAGGAUACAACCCACACCCUACCGCCUGGACACAGCUGAGAAGAUAUCCUCUGCAGCAUGUGGCUAUGGCUUCACGCUAAUAUCCUCAAAAACCACUGACAUUACCAAAGUUUGGGGCAUGGGGCUGAACAAGGAUUCUCAGCUUGGCUUUCAGAGAAGCAGGAAGGAUCAAACUAAAGGCUAUGAGUAUGUCUUGGAACCGUCUCCCAUUCCAUUACCACUGGACACUCCCCAGGAGACUCGGAUCUUGCAGGUGUCUUGUGGGAGAGCUCAUUCCCUCAUCCUGACGGACAAGGAAGGAGUCUUCAGCAUGGGCAACAAUUCCUAUGGGCAGUGUGGCCGAAAAGUUACUGAAGGUGAAAUUUACAGUGAGAGCCAUCUAAUUCAUCGACUGCAAAAGUUUAAAGGCAGGGUUGCGCAGAUUGUCUGUGGGCAGGAUCACAGUCUGUUCAGGACUGAGAGAGGCGAGGUUUACUCCUGUGGAUGGGGAGCUGAUGGACAAACAGGUCUUGGCCAUUACAAUAUCACCAGUGUGCCCACCAAAUUAGGCGGAGAUAUUGCUGGAGUAAAUAUCGUACACGUUGCCACCUAUGGGGACAGCUGUCUGGCUGUAUCUGAUGAAGGAGACCUCUUUGGGUGGGGAAACUCUGAAUACUUGCAGCUGGCUUCCAUCACAGAGACGACACAGGUGAAUGUUCCAAGGCACUUACCAUUCAAGAUUGGGAAGAUAAAGGAUGCUGCAUGUGGAGGGACAGGCAAUGCUGUUGUAAAUGAAGAAGGAAAUGUCUUUGUCUGGGGAUAUGGAAUUCUUGGGAAAGGACCAAACCUGAUGGAAACAGCAACUCCAGAAAUGAUCCCACCCACCCUCUUUGGCUUGUCAGACUUCAGUCCGGACACCCGCGUUUCUCGCAUUUGCUGCGGACUCAGCCAGUUUGCUGCACUUAACAACAGAGGAGAGCUGUUUAUGUGGGGCAAGAAUAUAAGGGGGUCCUUGGGGAUUGGAAGAAUGGAAGACCAGUAUUUCCCAUGGAGGUACAAUAAAUCUCGAGUUUCAGCAAAAGACCCAGCAAGUAAAAUAAGCAUGUGCACUCUCCGUGUAAAGCAAAACCAUCCAUCGUCCAGCUCCAUGCUUCGUACAAGAACGAGAUCCUUCGCUGCUGUUGCAACGCGACAGGGUGAAAUUCACCUCUGUGCAGAGGGCUGGCACAAGGGCUACCAACCAUUUCAAUCUGACUGAAGCCUUUCCACCUCAACCUAGCAAAGACUGAUACAUGGGCGUAAUUCUGCGAGCUGCACACAGCCCCACUGGCUUCAGCUCAGUCACUCAACGUGCGUACGUGCGGCAGUCUGUGCAGGAUUGAAGUCUUAGAGAACACAGGGGUUGCCGCAGUCCCUUGCAUAGGGGUGAACUGCCCCCUAAGUUAGCUGCUUUCUGUAGCAUUUUUUUUUAAAGAAAAGCCUCCAUCACAUCAUUUAUCCCAAUUAAAAAAAAGAUGGUUCCAAUUAAGGAACGGCUUUGUAAAUUCCUGUAUCUGCAUGACACUAGCAAAGACAGAACACGAUGGAAAUAAACAAGGCUGUGUUACCAAAUGUUUCUUUUCACACCCCCAGCCCCCCACACCCCACUGUAAGAUAACAGCAACAAUUUUGCUUUCAGCACCAGGAGUGUUUGCCAGAAAUUCAGAUGCCAUUUGGGGCUUGAAUGUAUCCUACUGAUGAUUAAGUUACAGAGGAAAGUUCAGCUCAAAUGCAAUGUGUUCAAGGAGUCUCUGGAGAUUUCAAUGGUGUUUAUCCCAGUUUUCCAACUGGGCUGAAUGAAGCACAAGGUGGGAAGAGUGACCGGCCGUAGGUCCUAGGGUUGGCAAGGCUUAGGACCAAGAAUUUCUCUGAUCUGGUUAUUUGCCAGAAAACCUGAGCCAUACAACAGCCUCCUGACUAUGAUCUGCUUCAGUCUGCUGACCAGUACUUCGGACCAGGGUUGGAUUUUUUAAUUCAAGAAAAAGGAGUAAUCAAUGCCCUGUUCAAGCAAGUUGAAACACUAAUAAAAUGGCCAUUAGCAGCGAAGUGCCCUAGGGAAAGAGCCAGAUUCUGAUGUGAGUUACGCUAGGGUAAAUCUGGAGUAACUCCGCUAACUGCAACAGAGUUUACACUGGCGUAAAUCUCUGACUGCAGGGGGGUUCUUUUAAGUUCCACACCAGAGUCUGUCCCAAAAUGCACAGCUAAGAAUUGGCACGAUCAUACCAUUAAAAUAGCCCAUCCAAAUGAAAGUUCGCAGGGUGCAGUCUAGGGUCCAGUUGUUCGAAGCAAAGUAACACUGAUGCCAAUCAAGCUGUUGGGAAAGUCUGACACAGCCCACGCCACAAAGCCUCACUCUCUGGUUUCUUUGCCUCAGAUCCAGAAACAGGAUUUCAGCCCCCCCAUUUCAAAAUUCCAUCUACCAGGCCUGGGCCCACCAAGGAGCUCGGGCCUGGCCCUCCAUAUUCCUUCUGGAGCCAGCGAGGAUAACUACUCAUAUGAGUAAGAGUUUACAGCAUCCGGCACUGAGAGCUGGUGCGUUACAGACAUGACCUCCAAGGGUAGUGUUAGAGAACACUGGAGAGGUAUGACCCAUUCGCUAAAUGGGAGCACUGUCAUUACAGUUGGACACCAUCAUUGUGGGCUCAAGGGCCUAGUUUUGGUUGACCUCAAAAAAUAACGGAGAAAGGAGUUUGUGCUGGAAGGAAACGCUGCCGAAUUAGAGCCAGCACCAGCAAACUAUCAGCCUCUAGGACUACCCCUUCACAGACUCUGAAUCUAAGGCCAGCACAGUAUCCGGCAUGUGACGAAACAAGUCCCCAGUCCUUCCUCGGCGCCUCUAAUCACCGCAGUGAAUACCAGUUACUACAGGUAACGCACCGGGGGGUUAUGAAUGAAGAGAGACAGUCAAUGGGAGAGAGGGCUGGGUCCUAGUCCCACUGAAGUCAAUGGGAAUUUUGCUACUGACUUCAAAAGUGGAGGAGAGGCGGUCAGUAUUCUGCUCUUGAACUGCAGCCUAAGGCCACAGACCCUGUAACUGAUAGCAGCAGUCACCUACCUACCAUCAAUUGCAGGAUUAAGACCUAUGUGGUUAUUAAUAGCAGCAGCGGGUAGUCCCACGCCUUUAGAGGAAUUCUGCUGACGACCGAGGAUUGCCUUUGCGUUGGGAAAUAUUUUCAGAAUUGCACUCAAAAGAGGCCAUCAAAAACACUGGGAAAAUGGACAUUCUUAUCCCCCCAGAGAAGUUUUAAAAAACAACCCCCACCUCAAAACCAACAAAUGUAUUCUCCCUCCUGCCCCCUACGCUACAGUCAGAGCAAAUAAAAACCCAGAGGAAGAUGGGAGUAGCAAACGGGUCUCAUUUUCGUUGAUACGAAGGCCCCUUUUUUCAUUGCUCUGGCAGGGCUAAGAGGCUUUAAAGUGGGCAUGAAGGUAAUCUGCACCCACUUGAAUGUCCCUGGACACUGCCAGACUGGCGUAAAGUGACUUUGGCGUAAAAGAGAAUGGGGCCCUUGGAGCGUUCUAAUUGUCAGCCCGGUGCUGCCCAGACAGAACAUUCUUUAGUCACCAAAACCUGCCGCUUUGAGAACGAGCGGCCGUGGAGGGAUGCGGUGGUGGUGAUGAUAUUGAGGGAGGGGAAGUUAUUUUUUUAAUGAAAUACACAACAGAAGUAAAGCCUAGGUCUUCACCUCAAAUCAGACAUUACCUGUUCCUAACGUACAAAGGAAAAACUGGAAGCUUCUCUUGCAAAAACUGUCUUUUUUUUGUAAACUUAACCUACAAGCAAAAAUCUGCCAACGAGAUGUUCCUGAAUACUGACUGACUGAAUUUCACCUCAGCCUAUGUGAAACGGCACCACACACGCACAAAAACCCAAAAGGAAAACAUGGAGAACAGCUGGCAGAAAGGAGACAUUCAAAAUUCAAUUAUUUCUUCAAGACGAGACUAGCUAAAUAGACGAUCUAUGCAUAGUGCUGCAGGUUAACUCAGUAACUGUCUAGAACAGCCCUGACGCACCCAUGUAUGCUCAAGACAAUGUGUUAUGCUUAAGGAUCUCUCUCUUCUAACACACAUUCUAGUCUUGCUAAGGGUAAAGGUCUCUGCUUUUCCAGAGGUACACUCAGGGGCCAGCUUUUUACAUAAGGAUUUUUGCUUUAGCAGUAUUGCCAACCUAAAGCAUUCAAAAAUCAUGAAUCUGGACUCAAAAAAAAAAAAUCAAGAUUUUUUUUAAAAUGAUAAAUUUUUGGGGUUCUUUUUCUUUGCCUUCUGGUUUCAGAGCUUUUAGGGUGGACUCAGGUCACCUUUACAAGCUUUUCUGCUCAACCAAGAUGGUAAAAACUUAUUUAAAGAAAAAAAAAGAAAGCUGAGAUUUUCAUGUAUUCACAUGAAUCCAGCAGCUAGGGCUUUAAGAACCCACCCAGUAUCAGGAGAGCUUGGCAACGCUGUUUUAGAUAUUGCAGGUCGAAAGAUAUCAGCUCUAAAGCAGAGGGGAACUGUCCUGUCACCAAAUCUUGCAUUUAAUACUAUGUUUUGAGUCUCAGCGUUGUCAGGGGUGUAUAGCCCAAGGUGGCAGAUAAUUGAUGCCCCAGCUUUGCCUACACAAGGGCUGUACUGACAAUUUGCCAAGCGCAUCAGCCUAAUCUGCCUAAAAAGGAGAAGACGACAUCUGACCCUAAUCUUUAACGGAGUCACUGUAGCCUAUGGAGAUUAUCAGACCCAGCUUGGUCUGUGACCUUCUGCUUUGGGAUUAAAACCAGAACCCCUGCAUUUGGGAAGCGUGGUUCCCACAAGUUGCCCCUCUUUGGCUCCCCUGUACUGCAUCACGGGAAAUGCAAAAAACUGAAGAUACCAGGCCACAUCCUGGUGUAAUUACACUGACUUCAGUCUUUUGACAGCUGACUUCCAACACGUGCACCCCCCCAGUAUAUAAGCCAGCGGGACCCGCUGAGAGAGUCCCCCCAACUGUUCACAGCUGGGAUGAAUUUCCACACCAUUGUUUCUAUUCUCAGCCUUUGUGCGGUCCCUACUGCAACACUUCGGCAGUUCAACAUAUUCCAGGAUGUACCAUACAAGCACCAGCUAGCCUGACCCAUCAGUCACUGACACGUACCAUAAAAGCACCAGUUAGCCUGACCCAUCACUGACAUGGCUGCAACAACAGGCUGAGAAGCACAGAGGAGAAACAAAGCUAUAAGUUCACUGUCAAACCAGUGCCCGAAGUAAGAGUUUUCUAGCAGUUAAAUGCCCCUAAAAGCUUGGGCCAAGAGAGGGGGAAAUAGCCUCGCUCACUUUCAGCUCAUGUGAAAAUAACGUGUCUGAGGUUUAGAGACUGGGUUCAUUUUAAAGGAGGUGCAUAUUCACAUGUGAUGCACUCAAUUCAAAUGUUCCCCCCCGCCCAUUUCCCUGCAAUCCAGCAUCCACUCUUAAACAUGUGCAUAGUUUUAAGCAUGCAAAGAAGCUAACACACAUGCUUUGCUGGAUUGGAGCCUUAAACAUUGGUGUUCAGAAUAGUUCUCGCUCUAUAAAAAUCAGACUGGGGAAAAUGGUGGUGGUGUUUCUCUUUUUAGCACAGAAGGCUAAGAGAACGAGGAACUUGGUAUUAGUUCAUUUUCAGAUUAGAAAAUAACUGGUAAGAAUUAUUAUUAUUAAGCAGCUAUUAUUGUAAAUGAUGAAGGCUGGUAUCAAACCCACAAUAUCCCACCGGAAGGCUUAAAAAACCCUACUGCAUAAACACUGCCUUUCACUGAUCAAUAAAAUGCAGCAACUGGAAACAAAAAUAUGAAUGAAACCAUUUUUGUGAUCUUGCCCCAGUGGCAUACGAUGGGCGUUUUGAGUAGCCAGUGAAAGAAGAUGGUGAGUUCUAGCUAGAAGUGCUUAUGCACAACCAUGGCUAUGCCCCUGGUCCUGAGCAUUUGCAACCAUUCAUACUCCUUCAGCAGAUACUAUAGUAACUGUUAUGUCUGAGGUAUUACCAUGUAAGCAGGGGCAGCCUGCUUGCAGCUGUACAAAACUCAGCCAUAUCUUCAUUUUACCCCCAGUGCUCAGGGCAGAUAAAAAAAAACAUAUCAAGAGCACCAAAAACAAACUCAGACCAAAACCAGAGAGACAGAACAAAACCAACUUGCUACGGCCACCGGAGCCCAUGUGAAAACCGGCCUCUUAUACAGUACAAACUGAGGGUGACAUUCGCCCCUUUAUCCAGGGCCAGUCCAUCUCCUGUGUGUCACUUAAAGUGGAUCAGAAGUGCUAUGGAGCCUUGAGAUGACCCUCUGCAUGGGGUGAAUUGCAUCUCUAAGUAGAGGGUGGGGGGCGAGAUGAACCAGUUUCACGGCAUCUUGGCUUGAGUGUUUGCUAUGAGAUUUAUGGCCGUGCCUGGCCAAUGUUCCCUCUACAGAGUCUAUGGGCUUUUGUUUUGAUCCUUGUUAAAGUAAAAGAGUUAGUUUCUCAUGUAUGAAGCAAAGAGCAAAAGAAUGCUCCCGUCCUCCUGCCUUUGCUAAGUGUUUUCUGGCUCCUCUUGUCCAAUUCUCUCCUGUUGCUGGCAAAGCCACUGCUGCCUCCUUUUGGCCCCGACCCUCUCAUCAGCUUCCAACUCUCUUCCCUGUGGUUUCAGUUCGGUUCUCCAGUCACUACCGGCAAGCAGCAACUCAGUUCUAGCUUAGGGAGCCAUCAAACUCAAUGGCAAAAUUCCUGUGGACUUCAGCGGCAUGGGAUCAGAGCCCGUCGUCGUCUUUCUGGAUACAGGGAAAUGGCCAGUUCUAUUGGCAUACAGUCUAGUGGGGCCGACUUAAGGCUAUUAGCAUACAUACUGCACACAUGUUUAUUGGUUUAAACUAAGCUGAGCCAAGUGAAGAUUAGAUUUGGGGAGGAGGGAGAAGGUGCAUGGGAAAGAGUAAAGCAGAGAUCAUUUAAAAAUACUAGAUUCUUAGUUUAGCAUCAGUCCACAGGAAUAUAGGACUGAAUAAUGGAAAGAAUCUCCCGCACAUAUGCAUGUGCAUAUAUGUUUACAUGCUGCCUGAGAAGUGCAAAGCUAUCUAAGGGAUCUGUAUGCUCGAUUUCUAUUAAUUCAUGUACAUAGAUGUCUGUAUAAUGGACACAUUAUAGAGGCAUAUAUGCAUGCAGAGAUGGGAAGUGGGCAUCCACAUUUCUUAGGUAGCUUUAUAAAUCUCAGCCAGUACAUAUGCGUGCGUACACACACACACACACACACACACACACAAAAUUGUAUUUGGCAAAAGAAGUACUGGAUUUUACUAUCUGGUGGGUAAUAAAAGUUUCAUCCAUUCCAACAUUUAUAGAUUGCACUAUAACAGCUAAGUGAGAUACCUUAAGCUGCUUACCAUAAAGAAUAAUAAUAAUAAUAAUAAAAAAGCUCCUCCAGAAAAUGACUUCUUAUCCUUCAGUGAAUUCUUCUAGGAGACAUUUUUGCUUGUGAGACAGCUGCUGAAGUUUGGACUCGGCUGGUCUAUGAUUUCCCCCACAAUCACUCCAGUGGCUAGCAGGGCAACACCCCUCCCUCCCCCCAACAUAUAUUUUCCAUCAUUCCCAUAACAUUGCUAAGCUGUUGAAUGAGGCGCUCUUGAAAGCGCGGCCUACAGGGCAGGAGAUGUUACUUGCCACAUCUCUGACUUCUUCACUCUGUUUUUAAGGUUCUGCUUUUCAGGAAGAUACAAUGCACAGGCAGGAGGGAUGGGGUCAUCCCUUAAAAAAAAUACCCCACCUGAUAAAGAGAGUGGGGGCAACCAGAUAGAAAACAAAUCGAUCUGGGGGCGCUCUCUCUCCUCCCCCUCAAGUCCCACGACCUAAACUAGUGUGCCAACCCCCCACUCUACUUUGGUCAGAAGACUACUCAGGUAACGCUAUUAACUAAGGCCCUGAUCCUGCAAUAAGCUCUGUGCAGGCACCGGAGUUUGUGACCCAGAUCUUACCUCAGAGAUGGUCUGAGGCUUUUCCUGGGAAAGAGGUUGCAGCAUUAGAACGAUUUACUGAAUAUUUCCACCUUUGGAUGGGCUAACUCUCUCUCCUCAAGGCUGGCUCUGAGAGACAAAACAACCUGAUUCUGACUGGGGUCUCCACUGGGCUGGGGGGGGGAAAAGUUGUCUUAAAAAAUGCAAUUCAGCUUCGAUUUGUGACUAAACAAAAGACGUAUUUGUUCUUUUUGCAAGAUUAAUAGAAACAAAAUUAAUUUCUUUUGCGUCAUUCGGUUUUGCAUCUCACCUCACCUCUCCUUGUUGCAAACUCUGAGACACCCUCCCUCGCAACAGGGACCAAUCUUCCAUGUUUGCUCCUCAACAAUGCCUCUCAUCCUGAUGCCAGGAUCCCUCACCUGCCCUGCACAGACAGAAGCAAAACCCUGAUGCCCAGAUCUGUCACCUGCCUUGUAGAGUCAGAAACAAAACCUUGACACCAUUUAUCACCCACAGGGGUCCCUCCCCACACUCUGCCUGACCUAAAACCAUCCAGUACAUGCUUUCAUUCUGGUUAUUGAGUGAAGGGCCCAAUUCUGCUCUCACCUGCAAUGGGUUUACACCGGCAGCUCCAUUCACUUCGGAUUUACCUUGGGGAGAGUGCGGGGCCAGGCCCUGCGUGUGAAACUACUGCCAUUGAUGUGAGGGUUCCAAAAGGACUAGGAAGAUCUCAGGUCAGGCCCCCAAGCUGGCAUAAGUUGCCAGGUCGACACUGAUGUCAAUGGUGCUCUAUCAAUUAACACCAGUUGAAAAUCUGGCUCCUUGAUGUUCUCUACAUCUGUAGGAGCAAAAAAUGCCUGUGUAUUAUGGAAGAUUUAAGACGACAAAAAUGGUACAUUUUUCAGGGCCAGAUGCUGAUAACUCAUGCUGAUUAGUGCUUUACUCCACAAAUAGUUUCUUUGGCUUCAAUGGCACUACUCAAUUAUUAAUAUGAGUUGAGGAGUUACGAGAAUGUGACUGUUUUACGGUAUCAGAAUCUGACCCCAGGUUUGUGGUGGCUCUCCAAGUGACUAUCUAGCAAACGCAUGCUGCCCUACUUGACACCCUUAUGGACCUUGAAGAGCCAAGAAAAUAAAAUCUAAGAUUCUAGAUAAACUGAACCUGAUUAAGGACUCCAGGAUGGUUUCACUGGCUCCAGGGAUCCUCACUUCCAGUAACACUUCUCUUCUAUAAUGUGCCUCGAAGAGCCCUGUGUGUUUUGUAUGGCAGGUCUUAAAGAGUAAAUUACUGCUAGAUUUCACUUGCACUCCCUCGGCAGCAUCCGACAUCAGCACGUUCUUUGUUACGGAGAAGGCCCAAUUCAUCUCUGUUCAACAACAUUCUCUGGCUGCCCCUGGGAAUAGUCAGACUAAACUGAGAGGGAAA